AGGUCAAUGAGCUGGUUUCACGUGGUAAACAUGGACCAGAUGCCUUGGACAGGGUGCAGAAGAUGUAUGGAGGGUACAAGUUUGGAAACUCUACAGUGUACAACCCUUUCAGCGUCUCAAAUUACCUAUUCGAUGAGAAAUCUCGACCAUGGAAGGCAGCAGAUCCCCAGACCCAAGCUAGUCUAGAAAAAUUCAUACUUGCGCACGGACUCUAUCCGAUUCUCACCAUUCAAAGGCUGAUCAACGGUGAGCACGUUAUCAAAAAGGUACCCAGAGUCUUGGGGCAUCCCGAAACGGGCACUGGUGCAGGAGAAACUUCCUAUUGGGCCUACCUCAUCCAGUUUGGGUUCCUGACCUACUCAAACCUUGGAGCAAUCGGAGCCCAGAGUUUAUCCCGAAAUAUCUCACUGCGCAUCCCUAAUGAAGAGGU
Bemisia tabaci is the source of this 430-nucleotide messenger RNA. NCBI's taxonomy places the organism in Eukaryota, Metazoa, Arthropoda, Insecta, Hemiptera, Aleyrodidae. The record is from RefSeq and is a predicted model, not a curated record.